UAUUCCAAACCUGAUCUUUUAGAUUUUUGCUACUAUUCCCAACUUCAAUGCAACCACACCUGCACAGGUCCAGAGCUGUGGGGACUGGUUUCACAAACCUGCAAUGGCAGAUCUCAGUCUCCAGUUAAUAUUGUCACAAGGAAAGUGCUACCAGAUGAACGCCUGACUCCUUUUCACUUCACCGGUUAUAAAGAGACUUUUUAUGGGAGCCUCAUAAACAAUGGCCACAGUGUUCAGCUAAAUUUGCCUUCCAGUAUACAAAUCAAAGGAGGAAAUCUGGUUGAUGAAUACAAGGCAAUUCAGUUUCACCUGCACUGGGGCAAAGAUGGAGGACUUGGUUCUGAGCACACAAUUGAUGGAGAAAAGUUUCCAAUGGAGAUGCAUAUCGUCCAUAAAGAAGAAUAUGACUCGUUAGCUGAGGCUUCAAAAGACAGUACGGGUGUGGCUGUUUUGGGAUUUUCUUUCAGAAACGAAUGUAACGCUGGUGGGUGUCUCCUGGACAUGUUCAUUCCUUCUGAAAACAGGACCAAGUACUUUCGCUACAAGGGCUCCCUCACCACACCUGACUGUGCUGAAGCUGUGGUCUGGACCCUGUUUGAAAGCACUAUUCCUCUCAGCAGGAAUCAGCUCACUGCUUUCAGCCAACUUCUGUUUUAUGAUGGACAGAAAAUGGUCAACAACUACAGACCAGUACAGCCUUUGAAUGGAAGAGAGGUGUAUUACUCCAGUGGCCAACUUGCUUUGGUCAGCUGUGUGUUGUUCACCAAGUCAGUGCUGCUAUCCAGUGCAAGCUUUAUUUAAUUUAAUCAAUUUUUAUGCACAAAUACCCUUGUUUGUGACAUCUGUUGAUUUUCAAAUAGAAGAAGAAAAAAAUAAUGUAGUGUAUAUUUAAAAGUAAAGGAUGUAAAUUCAAUAGAUGCUUCAAAACAACAUGUAUCAAACACUACAUGCUUAUUUGAAUCGGAAUAUGUAAGAUAUGUAAGAUUUUAUCUACAACAAAAUAUGUUAUUGACAAAUAAGUAAAUUAGUUACUUUUGGUUUUAAAUGUUUCACAAUGAUGAUCUCACUACAAUUUACACACAUUUUUGGGGGACAUAGACUAAAUGUUUAAGGAUAGUUAGAUUGCUUUCUUUGCACUGAAUGGGACAACAUAUGACUUCAUUGUGCUUUCAGCAGAAUAGCAAUAAAGAAUUCUGAUUCUGAUUCACAUGUAUUCACUUGUGCUGAUAUAAUAUUUCUGAUAAAUAUCAUGCUGCAUUCUAUUACAUGCUUUCCUACUGUUCUGGAAACAUCUAAACUCUGACUUAAAAGUGUCAUAUUUAUUUAAAAUACAGACACGUGUUAACACUAUAAUGUGUAUUAUUAAGGUAUGUUUUACCUAUCAAUUCUUUGUCAUUUGUAAUGUCAUUAAUAAUCAAAUAAAGUCACGAUUAAAGAUUU
Molecule: messenger RNA, 1440 nt
Organism: Maylandia zebra (zebra mbuna)
Lineage: Eukaryota; Metazoa; Chordata; Actinopteri; Cichliformes; Cichlidae
Source: RefSeq, a predicted model, not a curated record